This is a messenger RNA of Apodemus sylvaticus (European woodmouse), 1506 nucleotides long. RefSeq names its product lipase I (gene Lipi). Gene Ontology annotation, biological process: lipid metabolic process. The record is from RefSeq and is a predicted model, not a curated record. The coding region runs from base 1 to 1506 and encodes 501 amino acids. NCBI's taxonomy places the organism in Eukaryota, Metazoa, Chordata, Mammalia, Rodentia, Muridae. The transcript has 11 exons. Gene Ontology annotation, molecular function: lipase activity; carboxylic ester hydrolase activity.
AUGGAGGAGGUGCCGAGGCCCCGCCCCCUCGCUCCGCUUUACGGCGCGGCCCCGCCUGGGCAGCCGAGCCUGAGGCAGGCGCGCGCCGGAGGGCGGGGCGUGAAGCCACGCCCACAGCCCCGGUAUUUAAAUUUUUCAUCAAAAAAUAAUGGAGCUUCUAAAAAUCCUGAGAAUAAUAGAACAUGUCUUGAAUUCUCAAAGUUAAAUGCAAUGACUUCCUUAAAAGAUUUAUUUUGUCCCAAAAUAAAGAUAAAUCUGCUGAUGUACUCAAGGGGCAAUGCCAAGUGCGCUGAACCACUCUUUGAGUCUAAUAACUCACUCAACACCCGCUUCAACCCAUCGAAGAAAACCGUCUGGGUUAUUCAUGGGUACAGGCCGCUUGGUUCCACCCCCGCGUGGCUGCAUGCAUUUACUAAGGCCUUUUUGAAAGAGGAAGAUGUGAAUCUCAUUGUUGUAGACUGGAACCAGGGAGCUACAACCUUUAUUUACAGUAGAGCGGUUAGAAAUACCAGAAGAGUUGCAGAGAUUUUGAGAGAGUCUAUUGAAAUUCUUUUGACCCACGGGGCAUCACUUGACAAUUUCCAUUUCAUUGGCAUGAGCUUAGGGGCUCAUAUUAGCGGCUUUGUAGGAAAGAUAUUUCAUGGUCAACUUGGAAGAAUUACAGGUCUUGAUCCAGCUGGACCAAGAUUUUCUGGAAAGCCAUCAAAUAGCAGAUUAGAUUACACAGAUGCAAAGUUUGUAGAUGUCAUCCAUUCUGAUUCCAAAGGCUUGGGCAUUCUAGAGCCUUCGGGACACAUUGAUUUUUAUCCAAAUGGAGGAAGAAAACAGCCAGGUUGUCCUACAUCAAUUUUUUCAGGAAUGAAUUACAUUAAAUGUGACCAUCAGAGAGCAGUUUACUUGUUUCUGGCAGCUUUUGAAACAAACUGCAACUUUGUUUCUUUUCCUUGUCGUUCCUACAAAGAUUACAUGAGUGGUUUGUGUGUGGACUGUGGGAACCUUUACAAAGACUCCUGCCCAAGACUUGGUAAUCAAGCUAAACUAUGGAAAGAAGAGUUGAAGAAAAAAACAGAAGGAUGGCCUCUUAGGACUAUUGCAUUUUUGGAUACUAGUAGCCAGAAUCCAUUUUGUACCUAUUAUUUUGCUCUCCAUAUAGUAGCUUUGAGUGAAACUAUGAGAAAUGGCUCAAUUUCAUUUGGUUUAUUAAAUGACCUUGGAAUAUUGGAAUACCCAAGGCUCUAUGAGAAGAGCAAGCCAUUUGCUAAUCUUCAAGAAGUCAAGAUUCUUGCUCAGUUCGUAAAUGAUAUUGUGAACAUUUCACGCAUUAGCAUGACGUAUUUUCAGUCCACAAAUCCUUACUGUCCCACAUGCGAGUACAGAAUAAAGAGUCUCCUGUUAAAAUCACUCACACAUCCAGAAAGACCACCAAUUUGUAAGUAUAAUUUUGUACUUAAAGAAAGAACAAGGACAGAUCUUCAACCAGAUAAAUGUAACACGCAGAUGGGGUGA